Geodia barretti is the source of this 3969-nucleotide messenger RNA. Lineage: Eukaryota; Metazoa; Porifera; Demospongiae; Tetractinellida; Geodiidae. The record is from the annotation of a GenBank genome assembly.
AGCUUUUGAUCAGACUCUGCAGCGCAGUUGGGUAACAGAAAAUCGAAGGUCAAAUUUCCCGCCAUAGUGCGCGCGCCUCCUCGGUUUUUGGUUGUGACGUGCGUGUCGAUCGACUGGUCAUGUGGCGUUGGGGAAGAUACAGAGUGCUGAUUUUAGCAGCUCUCUAGCUAGCAAGUGGAUUACCAGUAGCCCGAGCUCCUGGGCUGCUCACGCAGGAACCGAAGAAGAGCUGCAAACCUACAGAAUGGUCAGGAACUUGACUGAAUAAGCAGCGAGGUAAAGCUAUCCGUUCACCAGCUGAGAAAAACAAACUAUUCUCGGCCUCUUGAAAACUGUCUCCUCAUGCAGACUCUGAGAAGACAAGCUGAUGUUGACUGCUAGGGACAACACCCCACUCCUGCACAGGCCUUACCUGGCCACCAACAAGCGACCGCCGUGGUACAAGGACAAGUUCUUCUACCUCAACCUGGUCCGACGGAGCCUGGCCGAGUUCCUGGGGACAGGGCUGUUUGUGUUCACGGCCGUAUCUGCACUGAGUGGAGCUGAGGAUAGGGAGUCAGUUGCUAUUGCUGCAGGGUUGGCCCAAGGUCUGUGCUAUGGGGCUCUUGUGGCAGCUAUGAUGCACGUCAGUGGUGGUCAUUUCAACCCAGCAGUGACACUCGGGGUGUUGCUGGCCGGAGGAAUCAACGUGGUCGCCAGUCUCUGCUACUUCCUGGCCCAAUUAGUCGGAGGAAUUGUGGGGGCCGCCUGCGUUCUGGCCUAUGAUACUGGGAGCAACAGCAGUGCCCUGGAAUACGGAGUCACCCGACUGAACUCCAACCUCAGUCCAAUGCAGGGCAUUCUGGUGGAGCUACUCCUCACCUUCCUCCUGGUGACAGUCUUUCUCCAUACCACCAUGGAGAAGACCGAGAUGAGACCGGUGGCCCCUGUGCUGAUUGGACUGGCUCUUACCGCUGCUGUCAUCUCCAGUCACUCCCUCACCGGAGGCUCGCUCAACCCGGCUCGGAGCCUCGGGCCUGCCACCGUGGCCUCCCGGGACCACCACAACCCAUGGAGACACCACUACGUGUACUGGGUGGGUCCGUUGAUAGGAGGGUUCUUGUCGGGGGCCUUCUAUCGUCUCAUCCUCUCCUCACACCCUCUCAUACCCAUUACUGAGCCAGAGACUGUUCGCACUACUGGUUAGCAUGUCACCACACACACACACUCACACAAAUUCGUGACCAUAACCCACAAAUUUUUUCUCCCUCCAGGACACACACAUUUUUCACCCAUAGACUGAUUUUUGUACAGACACACAAAUUUUGAUCAAAAAUUUUUUCUCCCUCGACAAACAUUUUUCACCCAUACACACAAAUUUGUGCCCAUGAACCACAAAUUUUCUCACUCGGGAGGACACACUCAUUUCUCACCAACAGACUGAUUCUUGUAACGCACGCACACACAAAUGCAAUUUUAAUUCAGUCACACGGAGUUCUAUCAUUUGUGUACCUGGCCAAAACCCACUGCCGUGUAUGACAACGGGUGCCCACCAGAAUGCACAUCUAACUGUAAUCCGACCAUCUUUGUUCGCAACGCAUUCCCCAUCUCAUCAUUAACAGCCCGCAUUUGGUCCACUAUUUACACUGUCUUUACCUUGUCGUAUCUGAUGUCAUAAUAAUAUUAUGUGUGCCUACGCAACACAAACAUACACACGUGUUGGCAUAAACAUAAACUCAGUCGGUGUGUUAUAGAUAUCUAUGUAUAUAUGAUAUACCUGUAGAAAGCUCGGAGCUUUAAAAAUAUAUAAAACGGUAUAUAGGAGUAGGGCUGUCUUAGUUCCACCAUGAGACCAGCUCUGUUUGCAUCAUGCUUUGGGUUGUGACGCACUCUGUGUGACCGUUGUAGAGCCGGCCCUCGUUAAAAACAAAGUCCAGGGGGUGAGAGUGAGGUCCUCGUUUCGACAUGUCCAGCAUGUUUCGUCGGAACUCAAGUAUCUCCCCCGGCGGCUUCAUUACGGGGCCGUCCCUGCAAUAAAUGUGGCAGACGACCAAGUCCGGUGCCUCCUGCAGGAGCAUUGCUACAGAGCCCCGGGUGACCGAUCGCACAGCGAGGUAGAUACGUGUCAGCGGAGCCCGUACUAGGGCCUGGGUCAGUGCGUCUGUGAUGUUGACUCGAGGACAGCAAAGGGAGAGGUUUUGAAUGGCACUGUCUUUCACAUCCAGUGGAAGACCGAAACAAAACUCCAUGCUAACGCUCAAGUUCCGCAAGUAUUUGCAGUUGCGGACGGCAGUCUCGAGCAGAAUGUUGCACACUGUGGGGGAGACCCCUCUAAUAUGGAGGGUGCUGAGGGACUCCAUGUGUCUCACCAGCCUCACUAGGUGCCCGUCCAUGUUCCGGCAGUGUGGACACACUAUUGACUUGCACUGUGUGAGACCGGUCUGGAUUUCAAGAGUCUGAAUGUGUGCCAUCGUCUUGAGAGAUUCCUCGAUCUCGUUUUCAUCGCUCACAGAGUACUGUUCCCCGGUGAACUCGUCUGCUUCCUGAGAGGCUUGUAGGAGGCAGGGGUCGAUGGCUAGGUGCCUGAGCCCGACCAUUUGAGAGAGACACAGCCACAUUUCGCUCGUUCUCUCCACGUAAUUACAGGGAAUGUUCUGGAGAUUGAGAGCUCUGAGUCGCGGGCAGUUUGACGCGAGGGUAGCCAGCCCAGAGAGGGGGUUGAGGCACUUCUUGCAGCCAGAGAGGUUCAGCUGUGUCAGAUUCUUGCAGAGGAGGGCGAGCAUCUCGAGAGAGACAGAGUCCAGAACUGUGGCCUCUGUGAGGCUGAGGCAGGUGAGGUGGGCUGUUGCUGACUUGAAAAUCACAAAUUUCGUCUCGGUCUCUGAGAGAACAAACUCUGGACUGGAGAUGAAUCGACCGGAUAAGAAUCGUUCGUUGUCGUCGUCUUUGUCCGAUUCUCUGGUGCUGAGGCUGAUCAUCCCGUGCAAGCUGCUCGCUGGGUCGCUGCCCAUCUCUGGGUGUGUGUACGAGAGAGCCGUGGAGAGGGAGAGGGGGAGAGCCGUCGAGGUUCAGCUCUAACAGGGGAACGUUGCUCAAGCCCAGUCGAGACCUCUGCCAGGUGACGCGAAACUGACAGGCGUCUUCGCAGGGAGGAAAAUUCUCCAUGCACUCUUUCCAGAGGUCCUGCAGGGAGCUGUAGCGAGACUGCAUGCUCUCUGCUGGCUGGGCCGCCUUGGUUUGCAUGGUCGUCACGCACACGUCGAGGGGGCGGUAUUUCUGGCAGGCCCACUGUCUCAAGAGAAACUCGAUGAAGUUUUCGUCCCACUGGGUGAGGAGGGUGAGGCUGGAGAGGUGCUCCACGGCCCCGAGGAAGUCUGCCACUCCAAGGCCCUGCACAUUACGUGCGUGCAGUGGCCAAGGCCGCAAGCGGUGUUGACUGGCUGAAAUUCGAGGCGCUCGAGACACGGCAGCGCUCGUACGAUGCUGGCCAUGUUGGUAACGUAGCAAGCCGACUGGCCUAGUCGGAGGCUCUUGAGGUUCGUGCAGGUGCACAGGUCCUUUGCGAGCCCCACGAGGUUGAACGUGCCGUCGAUGCUCAUCUCCUCCACGGCCGAACCGCGUCCGUCGCCUAGCAUCCCACCCAGCCUGGCGUAAUCAGAGCGCUCGAACCCGUCCAUGGACAAGGUUCUCCAGAGCUGCGGGCUGUCCAGCGCCCGUCGGAGACUCCGGCACACUCUCCGCAGUCGGUGCCGCUGCCGCACGGGCAGGUACCCGCACACCCGGACGAGUAACUCGGGAGGCAGCGCGUCCACAAAGUUCUCCGCCCCAUCUCUGCCCAAUGUCGGCAGAGCACCCUCAGGCGCUGCUAGCAGGUCGCUCGCCAUCUGCCAACAGCGGAGCAAACCCCGUCCCGGUGCCUCGUCCGAUCACCCAGCACAAAACAACCUCCGAAAAUGGUAAACACAAACUCAUUUGGACUCGAUCAGCCCC